CCGGCGUGGGCACGUUUCGUAUGUGUACAUGGUGUGCAAGUAACCCUGUGCUGCUCACCCUUCUGCAGGGGACUUGUGUAGCUCACUCUAUCUUGAUUCACCUUGUUUAGUGUAAACACAUUUCAGAGUUAUGGCUGAAGCAGUCGCAGAAAUGUGCGAUCAGCUAAUUAAAGCUGUUAACGUAAUGAUGGAUCCUGAAUCGAGCCAACGAUAUCGCCUGGAGGCCCUUAAGUUCUGUGAAGAGUUUAAAGAAAAGUGUCCCUUCUGUGUCCAGUGUGGCCUUCAAUUGUCAGAGAGGACACAAAAUCCUAUCAUUAGGCAUUUUGGUCUUCAAAUUUUGGAACAUGUCAUCAAGUUUCGAUGGAACAAUAUGUCACAGCAGGAGAAAGUCCACUUAAAAAAUUGUGCCAUGGACCUCUUAUCAAAGGGAACACAUCCUAUCUUAAAGGAAGAAAGUCACAUUAAGGAUGCCUUGUCUCGUAUUGUUGUGGAAAUGGUCAAGAGAGAGUGGCCUCAGCACUGGCCAGACUUGCUGAAAGAACUGGAGACACUUACUACUUUGGGAGAGGCUCAAGCAGAGCUGGUGAUGCUGAUUCUUUUACGACUGGCCGAGGACGUGAUUACAUUUCAGACACUGCCCACACAGAGGCGGCGGGACAUCCAGCAAACCCUAACCCAGAAUAUGGAUGGCGUCUUCAGUUUCCUGCUGACUGUCCUGCAGCUCAAUGUGGACAACUACCGCAAACUGAAAGGUGUUGCUGGCGAAGAGCUGAAGGCUAUGGCUCAUUGUCGAGUGGGUGUGGCUACUCUAAACACACUGGCUGGUUAUAUAGAUUGGGUGGCGAUGGUGCACAUCACUAAUGGGAACUGCCGUCUCCUUGAGGUGUUGUGCCUGCUGCUGAGUGAACCGGAGCUCCAGCUGGAGGCAGCAGAGUGUCUACUCAUCGCCAUCAGCAGAAAGGGGAAACUGGAGGAUAGGAAGCCUCUCAUGGUGCUGUUUGAUGAUGUCGCCAUGCAUUACAUCCUUUCUGCAGCACAGUCUGCAGAUGGGGCAGCUAUCUGCAACCAAUCCUCUACGAGAACGUAUAAGACAAGUGGGGUUGUGGAGAGGCAUUACACCUUCCUGAAGAGGCUGUGUCAGGUGCUCUCCGCCUUAGGAAGCCAGCUGUGUUCACUGGUGGGUUCUGCUGCUGAAGUUGACGUACCCCGGAAUCUGAAUAAGUACAUAGAGGCCUUUCUUGCCUUCACUACUCAUCCCAGUCAGUUCCUGAAAUCUUCGACCCAAAUUACCUGGGGAACCUUGUUUAGGCACGAGGUCCUCUCAAAGGAUCCUGUUGUUAUCAAGAUGGCUGUGAAGUACUUGAGGGAGACCAUGACAAACCUUGUAAAGACAGGGUUCCCUUCCAAGAAAGACAGCCCUAGCUGUGAGUACUCCCGGGGCGACUUUGACAGCGAUGAGGACUUCAACUCUUUCUUCAACUCUUUCAGGGCUCAACAGGGCGAGGUUGUCCGUUUGGCAUGUCGGAUAGUGCCUAAGGAGGCAUUUCUGAUCACCAGUGAAUGGCUACAAUACCAGAUCAUGACUCCCAUCGACACAGGAAAUACAACAUCCAAGAUAGGGGAAGGUCUAUGCUCCAUUCUCUCUCCUUCUGCAGUGCAAUGGGAUGCAAUGACCUUCUUCACUGAGAGUGUGUUGGGUCAGCUUUUCAAAGUUCUGGACAAAGAGAGACUUCCUAUUGAACAGGGCAUUGAGCUGCUCCAAAUGGUGGUGUCCUUUGACACGCAUGACCCCCUCAUUUUGUCCUGUGUCCUCACCAACGUCUCCUCCCUCUUCCCGUUCGCCACGCACCAGCCACAGAUUCUGCCUCAGGUGCUCGCUAAGCUGUUUGCUGCCAUUACAUUCGAGGUGUUGGAAGAAAACAAGACACCCCGCACGCGAGCUGUGAAGAAUGUUAGAAGACAUGCCUGUUCUUCCAUUGUCAAGAUGUGUCGGGACUAUCCACAGCUCAUCCUGCCAUGCUUUGACAUGCUCUACGCACAUGUGAAGAAGCUGUUCUGCAAUGAGCUGCUACUGACUCAGAUGGAGAAAUGUGCCCUGAUGGAAGCGCUGGUUCUGAUCAGUAACCAGUUUACAGACUUUAGUAAGCAGGAGGCUUUUCUGGAAGAGCUCAUGUCUCCAGUCAGAACCCGCUGGCUCUCGGAGGAGAUGAGUAGUGUUCUGUGGGACCCUGCCCUAUUUCUGGCUCAUGUUGGUGCUGAUCAGGUCAUCAAUGACCCCAGCAGUGAGGAUCAGUUUGGCAUCAGUCGCUCACGGAUCAGUUUCUGUGUAUAUACACUGAUGGGUGUGGUGAAGCGUGCCCGCUGGCCAGCUGAUCCCCAAAAGGCCCACGCAGGGGGGUUUGUGGUGGGCCAAAGCGCUAAUGGAGACCCUAUCUACCGGAACCCCUGCACCACUCAGGUCUUGGCACUUCUACCCAAUCUCCUUGGACUCAUCAGGACCCAUAAUAGCUUGUUCUCACCAGAGAACAUGGCUCGCCACAGUGAGACUUUCAUCAGAGUACAUGAGGUCAUGGAUGUGGAAAAGAAUUUAGUACUGGGCCUGCCGCAACCUGUGCUGGAUAUUUAUGACUCCCCGGUGUACAAGACGGCUCUGGAGCGCAUGCAAGGCUUCUUCUGUACCCUGUAUGAUAACUGUUUUCAUGUGCUGGGGAACCUGGGCCCCUCCCUCACGCAAGACUUCUACACCAUUGAUGGGCUGGCCCUUCAGAUCAGCAACUCUGUUCUCAGUAAUCUAGAUAAUGUUCCUGACCACAGACUACGCCCUUUGCUCCGGGUGUUCAUGAAGCAGCUGGUCGUUUCCUGUCCUCCGGAGUAUCAUGAGUCUCUACUCUGCCCCCUGCUGGGGCCUGUCUUUGCGUACAUGCUGCAGAGACUUACCUUGAGGUGGCAGAUCAUCAACCAGCGGAGUAGUCUGGGGGGCUCAGAAGAGGAGAGUCUGAUCUUGGAAGAGACGCAGGUAACUCAAGAAAUGUUGGAGGAACAACUGGUGCGCAUUGUGACCAGGGAGCUCCUAGAUCUGAUCAUUGUUUCGUGUAUAUCAAGAAAAGUCCCUGAGCCCGUAGGAAGCAAAGAGGAGACGGCAGAUAAUGAUGAUGAGAUGAUGGCAACAGAUGCGUCUCAGGGUAUCCAGAUGAAUUCUGCUACCUCUGUAGAUGAGCUUACCGAUCUUGGGAAGUGCUUGCUCAAACAUGAGGACAUUUACAUGACUCUUCUGACUAUUGCCUUCACCGCUGUGUCUUGGAAAGACACAAGUAUCUGCCACCGCACUGCCUCUCUGGUUUGCUGGACUCUCCUUCGACAGGUGGUCGGGGGGAACCUGUUGCCAGAGGCAGUGACAUGGCUGUAUGUCAGUGUGCUGAAGGGAUUGCAGAUUCACGGCCAACAUGAGGGCUCUAACGCCACCCUCACACAGCUCGCACUCUUCAUGUAUGAGAACCUGAGAGCACGCUAUGUGGAACUACGGGGAGUCAUGACUCAGAUCCCCAACAUCCAGCAGGAGGCCCUGGACCAGUUUGACCACAGGAUCCUGAACCCUGCUGCUAAUAAGGUCACGGAGAAGAAGAGGAAAGAGCAGUUCAAGAAGCUUAUUGCUGGUGCUAUUGGGAAACCUUUGGGCCAGCAGUUUAAAAAAGAGGUGCAUAUACGCAACCUUCCAUCUCUCUUCAAAGCGGGUAAGGCUGACACCAAAAGGGACCUUCUGGAGAAUAACGAGACCACUGGCCUGACCGCACUCUUCUGCCCUCAGCAAGAGGAUGUCUGAGGGGCCAGAUAGCACCUCUGCCGGGACCACAUAGCCAAACUGUCAGGAGAUUCCUUCUCUGGUCCUCGCUGACCAAUGAAUGCUAAGUUGUGAGACAAUACGUCCCAGUGUCCUUCACCAUUAACAAUACAUUGUGCAGCACAAAGUCUCAAACGGUUGAGCUGAAAAUAAAGCAACAUGGGAGGAUUGGAGUCUGAAUGGUCUUAAGUAGAAAACCUUUAGCUGUCGAUGAUCCAACAUGAGAUUGACCAUUGUGUGAUGUGUCCGUUGAAAGGUUCAGUAAUCUGCACUACAUUCCCGGUUUUCCUAUUAGUAUUAAGGACAGUACACUGUCCUGGCCAUAUUUUUUUCUUUCUUACAUUCAUGAUUGCAAAGGUUUUUGAUGUACAGGCAGCAAUUUAUGUAAAAACUGUUUAUAUUUUGUUUUUAAUAAAUGUAGAGUUUAUGGUCA
Clupea harengus (Atlantic herring) is the source of this 4271-nucleotide messenger RNA. RefSeq names its product exportin 5 (gene xpo5). Gene Ontology annotation, biological process: protein export from nucleus; RNA export from nucleus. Gene Ontology annotation, cellular component: RNA nuclear export complex; cytoplasm; nucleus. NCBI's taxonomy places the organism in Eukaryota, Metazoa, Chordata, Actinopteri, Clupeiformes, Clupeidae. The record is from RefSeq and is a predicted model, not a curated record. Gene Ontology annotation, molecular function: nuclear export signal receptor activity; RNA binding; small GTPase binding.